Molecule: messenger RNA, 1850 nt
Organism: Styela clava
Lineage: Eukaryota; Metazoa; Chordata; Ascidiacea; Stolidobranchia; Styelidae
Source: RefSeq, a predicted model, not a curated record
AUGUUGAAACUUCAGAUGAUUAUCGUAUUGGUUUGCUUUUCAUCAGUUUUCACGAAAGAAAACGAUGUUCCAAAAGUGGAAAAAUGCUUGUCGCCUGCUGUAUGUGUGGGCAGCAAUGGCAACGCUAAACCGUCUUGGCAGCAAAGUUAUAUUCCUGACAGUGAUGACAAGGACGAAUGCUGUCACAACAUUUUACUCUACUACGACGAUGGAGGGCAAUGGGCUUCUGUUUAUAAGAAUGAUUCUAAGAAUUGCUUUGAAAAAGAAGCGGUGAUUCACCCGGAAGAUCAUCAGAUAAUAAACUUAACAACACGAUCUGCUUGGAGUGGAUGCAAGACAAAUAAUAAAACCGGGAAGAAGAUGCUUCAAUGUACCGGAGGAAGAAGUUUUAGAACUUUACAUGAACGAUGGUGGUAUAUUGCCAUCAGUAAUUGCGAAGCUGGUGCAAAAGGAAAUGCCAUUGACAUUGAAUAUGAAAUGAAGCUGACGAACGGAUUCUCCUUCUGGACUGAACAUUUUUCCGCAGAUGAAUUUGGCAUUCUGGAAACCAACAUCGUAUUCUUGAUUAUAUAUUCUCUGACAUUUACUUACGCUGCCAGAGUUGCAGUUGAGCUGGCAAAUCGUCAAAUGCUUCAUACAACGUACAAGAUGUUCACAUCAUGUUUGGGAAUCGAGUUGUUCGGGCUACUAUUAUUAUGCAUUGCGAUGGGAACGUUUGCUACGGACGGUGUCGGGAACGAAGGUUUGACAAUAGCAGGUGAAAUUCUUGGAGCAAUUGCAGAACUUGGAUUUUUGUUGAUGUUACUUCUUCUUGGGAAAGGAUUUACUAUCACAAGAGGACAACUCUCACAUUCCGGAAGCAUCAAACUAGCUGUGUUUAUAACUGUAUACGCUGUGAUAAGCGUUGUGUUGUUUCUAUAUGAAUACGUGUUUUCCGAUCCUGGUCUAGUCCUUUACGUCUACGAAUCAGCAGCAGGCUAUGGGCUGAUAGGCUUGAGGCUUACUGCCUGGUUUUGGUUUACGUAUGGAAUUUUAUUCACGGUCAAGCAUUAUCCUGAAAAGAGUGGCUUUUACUAUUCAUUGUAUAUUUUCUACAGCAUAUGGUUCUUUGCAGUUCCAAUCAUGGUUCUUGUUUCCACAUUUGCAAUUCCAAAAUACAUGAGGUCGAAGGUCGUCUCAAUUCUCGAACUUUGCAUCGAUUUUCUUGCUUACUUUAUAUUUCUGGUUCUUACCAGGCCAAGUGCUGCAAAUCGCAACUUUCCAUAUCACGUUAGAACCUCACAAAUAGGAAUUGUCAAACCAGACGGUAAAAUUGAAUCAAUAGUGAACUUUCCUCAUUCUGUUUACGGAGAUCCGACAGAUUUGAACGGAAAUGGUAACGGUCACAGAGCUCCAAACUUUGCAGAGUUGUUUGUUGUUCAGCCUUCAGGUUCGUUACAGAAUGGAUCCCGAUCUCUCGACCCUGAAGUAAGACUGAGCGAACGACGCACAACUUCUACUCAUCAUGGACGUUAGGGCGAGAAUAUCGAUAAAUCUGGCGGAGGUACAUCAUUACAAACUCAUCAGGGAACAAGCCUGACUCAAGCACCCCCAUCUUACACCCAAGUUACCUCACAACAAUUCAAUCUGACCUUGCCUUCAACAACGAGGAUUGGAACAAACAUGGCGUCAGUAAGGCAAGAAGGACAAAAAAUGGCGUCGGAGAGUAAUUGUGAACAAAAAAUGGUGGAACAAUCGGGACUUGAUGCAGCAUCGCCUUCUACCUCCGGACUAUUUUCUAUUGCCAAGAAUGUUAACACUUGAUGGAUAGCACCUACGUUGACGAAGCAAUGAUUACUUUGUUAUUUGAA